Molecule: messenger RNA, 2222 nt
Organism: Cornus florida
Lineage: Eukaryota; Viridiplantae; Streptophyta; Magnoliopsida; Cornales; Cornaceae
Product: disease resistance-like protein CSA1
Exons: 5
Coding region: 634-2013 (459 amino acids)
Molecular function (GO): protein binding
Source: RefSeq, a predicted model, not a curated record
UUGUUGAUGCGGCAGCUUUCUCUCUUUCUUUCUUUCUUCUUCUUCUUCUUCUUCUUUUUUUUUUUUUUUUAAUUCCUCAGAAAAUUGAAAGAAAAAAAAAUCCAUUGCUUGAGACUUAGUUUAGUCUUAAAUGGUGGUUGCAAGGAAGCUUCGUUCGAAGUAUGGAUGCCACCUAUGUAUGCUUCUCUCCUUUUUUCUCCCUUCUUUUUAUACCAUUUAUGUGUUUACCCUCUUUUAAUGCAUACAUAGGUGGCAUCCAUACUUCAAUCAACAAAACAGUUUCAAUAUUUCUGUGAAGUGAUCAAUCAUCUAAUACUGAAAAGGAUAUUUCUUCGGCAAUUACAGUUUUUCAUAUCACUGAAUAUCCUCAAUCUCAAUCAUUGCCAUGGGCUAACCAGUUCCCCUAAUUUCUCAAACCUCCCUAAUCUUGAGAGAUUGAUCUUUAAAAAUUGCACGAAUUUGAUUGAAAUUCAUGAAUACAUUGGAGAAUUAGAGAGACUGAUUUUGUUGAAUCUAGAAGGUUGCUAAAAUCUUAGGAAGCUUACAACUAAUUUUGGCCAGCUCAAAUCUCUUGAAAAACUCAUUAUCUCUGGUUGCUCAAAGCUUAUUGAGUUGCCUAAGGAGCUGGGCAAGAUGGAGUCUUCGAAAAUUCUCCUUGCAGACGGAACUGCCAUAAGUUGCUCAAAGCUUAUCGAGUUGCCUAAGGAGCUGGGCAAGAUGGAGUCUUUGAAAAUUUUCGUUGCAGACGGAACUGCCAUAAGUUGCUCAAAGCUUAUCGAGUUGCCUAAGGAGCUGGGCAAAAAGGAGUCUUGGAAAAUUCUCCUUGCAGACGGAACUGCCAUAAGUUGCUCAAAGCUUAUCGAGUUGCCUAAGGAGCUGGGCAAGAUGGAGUCUUUGCAAAUUCGCCUUGCGGACGGAACUGCCAUAAAUCUGUCAUUCUCUACGACUGAAGAAAGGUUUUCAUACUUCUGCCUCUCGGAUGAUGCUAUUCUUAGGGAUCUUGGCAGGCUAUCCUUGUUGAAAGAAUUGAAUCUAAGUGGAAACCCAAUCUCUAGCCUACCAGAGAGCAUCAAGAAGGGUCUCAAUAUGCUCAAGUCACUUAAAUUACGGCAUUGCAGAAAACUCAGAUCACUUCCAGAGCUUCCAAUGACUAUAAACUACUUGGACUUGCGCAAUUGCAGGUCAAUGGAAAUGGUAGCAAAUUUACCAAACAUGUUGAGUUCUCUGCUGUUUAUCAUGCACGGUUGUAGCAAACUAGUUCAAGUUCAGGGAGUGUUCAAGUUAGAACCCAUAGGAACCGUUGACGCAGAAAUGGUCAACAUUUUGGGCCUGUCAAUCUUCGAAUUGCUGGGAAAUGUCAAGGUGAACUUGUACAAUAACAUGACUUUUACAGAAAGGAAAGUUCGCCUCCAGGGACUCUACGAAUUUGGAAUGUUUAGCACAUUUGUUCCAGGGAAUGAGGUUCCAGUCACAUUUAGCAGUAAGAGCACUGGGUCUUCAAUAUGUUUUAACGUGCCUUCGAUUCCUAAUCUCAAGAUUCGAGGCUUGAAUGUAUGUGUUGUCUAUGCAAAUGCUGGCCGACAUUCCAGUUAUAUGAGAGAAAUGUAUUGGAAUAUGUUAUAUAUUACAACGAGCAAUGAGACCAAGGAGCUGAAGUGGAAAUAUAGCCCAACCUUUGUAGGGAUUCCGGAUGACAACAAAUAUAUGAUAUGGUUAUGCCACUGGAAGCUGGGGAAUACGUUGGAAGUUGGCGAUGCAGUGAAAGUUUCAGUAGAUUCAGGGGAUUAUUUUAAGAUAAAGGAAUUUGGAAUCGAUGUUGUGUAUGAGCAGAAAGAGAAUGGUAUCUCAAACAACGCCUGUGUUUGUUGUCAAGAAGAAGUCAAUAAUGGAGCACUGUUAGCAUAUCAUUUGAGUGGCGACUUCCUUUGCAAUUUUGUCCAUCAAAAACGCUUCACAGAUUUUGAUGCAACCAGUGGCGCCAAAGCAAUGGAUAUAACAGAAAUUGAAGAAUAGAAUACAGUUUUAGCAUUGGGGAAAAGACUUGCACCAAGGAUUCUGGGGAAAAGACUAGGACCAAGCAGUGAAAGCAUGUCAUAUUCUUGUGAAUUCAAAUUGAUGUAUUCUUAAUUCAUUUUAUUAUAAUUAUUGUGUAUUUAUAUUAUAUUGAUGUAUUAUUCACUAAUGUACUCUAAAUUUGUAAUAAUAAAAUUUGAUGUUGUGUU